CACAAAAUGUAUUUUUCACAGAUCAGAUUGUUCAAAAGACCAAUUAGUGAGGGAAAAAAAGAUCAGAAUUGAGCUACCUGUUUAAACGCAGCCUUAGUUACGUAUUGGAUUGAGAAGUCUGGGCGCACACACACGAGAGCAGGGGAUUCACGACAGAUAGAUACUCAUACCACAUCGAAAUAGUUCAUUUCCCUUCUCGGAUUUUGACAGCAGGACUGGUACAAUAGGAUUUUUUAAAGCAGCUCAGUGAAGUGUUGCCGUUGAAGAUAUUCCAUUUUUGGUGUAGGGUCUGAGCCAUUGCACCAGCCUUGUUUUUUGUCUUCAAGACAUCCAUUUUCUGAAUACAAAGAAUGACACCGAUUUGAAAAAAAUACAGAGGCCUGAUCUGAAGGGGUGUGUCAUUAGCAAGUAAAACUAAGACCCGGGGGCAAAGAAGAAACCCAAGGAAACAAAUUAUGACUUACAACAACAGAGAACUGGUGGUAUACUAUAUUACCUAUAAACUAUCACAGAGAGACUACCCCUUCAACCACAUUGGGCUCACAGAAGCUCCCAGUCGGACUGAGGGGGGACAGGCGGAAGGGGGGGCGGCAGUCACGACACACCCCAACGGCGCAGCGAACGGGACGAGUCCUGGGACUCCACCGCGACAGUCUCCCCCCUCGUCCCCUCAGCGGACAAUGGGCCUGGACGCAGUGAAAGAGGCAUUGCGGGACUCUGCCAACGAGUUUGAGCUGCGUUAUGCCAGAGCGUUCAGUGACCUGUCCUCCCAGCUGCACAUCACGCCGGCCACAGCCUACCAGAGCUUCGAGAACGUGAUGGAUGAGGUUUUCCGUGACGGUGUGAACUGGGGACGUGUGGUGGGCCUGUUUGCCUUCGGAGGGGCCCUCUGUGUAGAGUGUGUGGAGAAGGAGAUGAGCCCACUAGUGGGACGGAUUGCAGACUGGAUGACUGUCUACCUGGACAACCACAUCCAACCCUGGAUCCAGAGCCAAGGAGGAUGGGACCGGUUUGCAGAAAUCUUUGGGAAGGACGCUGCAGCUGAGAGCAGGAAGUCUCAGGAGAACUUUAAGAAGUGGUUGCUGGCGGGGAUGACGCUGGUUACAGGAGUCAUCGUAGGGUCACUCAUUGCUCAGAAACGCCUGUGAGAACGACAAGCACAGACGCCAUCUUGUAGGGGGCGAAAAUGAAGGAACUUUUUUUACUUUCGUAUUUCUCCUUUUAUUUGCCAAGAAAGGACACGUUUACGGUUUAACUUUACAUCCCACAAUGCACUGAGGUCUCUCUGACAAACUGUUGAGAUUAAAGAGAGAGUGAUGGUCACUAUAAUGUUACCCUCAUCAAACACCUCCCUGCAACACAAGAAAAUGGAGAUGGAUAGAACUGUCUUGGACCAAAUGUUCCUCAGUUUCCUUUUUACUCUUGCCUGUAUCUUCUCCAAUUGCUGUAUUCAUUUGAUUUUACAAAUUGACUUUGAUUUUGCAUGAUGUGCUCCAUCUAUAGGCAAGUCUGUGCUGAUGGGGCUAGUAAAUUCCAUCUGAGUUUUCUUGUUGAUGGUCUCUAACCCCCACCAGUAUGAUGGUUGCCAUAUGGACAGACAGAAGGAAAAACUUGCCACCUGUAAAAGAAGGGGGGGAAAUGGCACUGAAAAUCAACAUCUGUCCACCUCAGUGUAGUUUUGACAUGUCUGCUUUGUAGAUGCAGUGCGCUCCAAACAACCUAGCCAAAAGACAGCCAAAAUCACACUCAGUAGCUCAAUAUAUUAAUUGUAAAUGUAUAUAUAUUUUUUUCAUCUCCAAGUUGUAAGUGGUUAAGUGUAACAAGUGAUUGAGACAGUUUUCGAUCUUGACUCUAGUACACCACGUCAGGCGCAUUGACCUGAAAUGAGUGAGGUGAUACAAUUUUUCCGUGUGUGUUCAUUGGUUUGUGUUAUUUUUUUUUAAACCAUUAAAACCCACGUGAUAAUUUCCUGUCCUGAUGCUGGUAAAUGCGUACCUGACACACACACUGCCCUGGCUAGACAGAAAACACAAGGUGCACAACAAACUAAGAGCCAGGGAUGAAGAGGAGUAUUCUAGCAGCUGUUGGUACAAAGGCUGUUUUCUUUUUAUAAUGGAGAAAAGGAUUGUUCAGUAUUUACGACUUGCAACACAGCCUAAUGAUGAUUUGUCUCGCUAAUAAGAUAGCUGAGUGACGCAGAAACUUUUAUUUAGUGGGUUAACAGAUCCGUUAGACUUCUAACGUGCAUAUAGCUCUUGAGACAUGAGGAACUGUUGGCAGGCAAGCUUCAGGGUGGGACCCAUUCAACCUGCCACCUCUGUCUCCGUGCCUUUGUGUGGAAACAAAGUGGCACAUUCAUUUCUGUUCUCCCUGUCACGGCAGCUGAGGGCGUGCGUCACUCAACACAGGCCCACCUGCUGUUCAGAGCACAUCUCCUGUCAAACCUAGUCGACAGAGACGGAGGAAAACCAUUCCUUAGUUUCCAAACAUCUUUAAUUUAAACACUGUCAGUCAGGAGGGUGUUUGUCAUCUGGCGAUUUUUAUGGUGUCACGCUCCUGAGCUGACAGGAGAGAGGCGAGAUGGGUGCAACCCAUCUACUCACAUUCUAACCUAUCUCUGAUUCAGGGAACGGAGCCCUAGGGACAUAGGGGGUCCUCUUGUGUAGCAGGUACAGUUGUAAACACAGUCCACACUUACAUCAGCCAGAGGCUCCUGUUUGCAGCCGUUUCCUGUUUCAAAGCUGGAUUGAUGCUCUCACACUUGCAGUGUUUUUUUUUUCCCCACACAUUUUUAUUUGAAAAGUGUAGCAGAGCUAUGUUUGGACUGAAGGCAUAACUUUUUUUCCUAUGCUGUAUUUUAUGUCAAAGCCCUGAGUAUGGUUUAUUCAGCCUGUGUUUUCUAUGCAUUUCCUGCAAACUAUUGGUGACAUAACAGAUUUAAAAGUACAUGUCACAUUUGUCUGCUUUUCUCUGUUGGCAAUGAAUAACUUUGGUUUCAUUAGGAAACAUUUCUGACUGCCAAUAACCUCUUAUAUCAGAGACAAGGUUUUCACUUUACCUAUGACUAAAUGCUACAUUUAGAUAAAUAUUCACCAACUGAUCAUAAAACACUAUUUCAUCACAUAUCUGAUUUGAUACAUUCCAAUACAGUAUAUAUUUUUCUAGUUUGUGCCCCACAAAAAGCUGCUUGCAGGCUUUUCUGCAAUGUUACCUUUUAUGUGAAGAAGUUCCCUCCACCUAUGAGAUUGUGUGCAUGCGUGGAAUGGACUCUGGCAAAUGUUUGCAGGAGGUACAAGAAGGAAUUUAAAGCGCAUUGACACAACUAUAUAUACUAGUUAUUUAAAACAAUGAUUUAGAAUAGUAUCAUAGCUUAGUAACAUAUUUAAGAAAGUUACUGAAAUGUUAUUUAAGAUAUUUAGGGGCAAGUUUAGUGUCCCUUCAAAAUGGCCACGUCAAGCAGCCUAAUUUAUUUUUUCCCAAUCAUUUUCAGUUCUGAAUUGGGGCUGUGUUUAAAUGUAUCCUUUGUAUUUGUGUUUUAACUGCUGAAAUAGUUAUUUCCCCAUUUGAUAGCUUAAAGCAGGGGUAUCAAGCUCAUUCCAUGGAGGGUAAAGUAGCUGCAGGUUUUUCCUUUCAAUUAUGCGCCAGGUGUGGAGAGCUCAUUAAUUAGUGACAAGGGAAGAGCACAGACACUCAGCCUUCUGGAAUUAGUGUGAUACUUAUGGCUUAAAGGAGUUAACAUGUUCAAUGGUCUGUCAUACAAUUUCAAUGUAAUGUGUAGAUUACAUGAAACCAAUAAAGACCCAUCUGGAACAUGAAGAA
Salmo salar (Atlantic salmon) is the source of this 3819-nucleotide messenger RNA. It is a transcript of the gene bcl2l1, whose product is annotated as BCL2 like 1. Gene Ontology annotation, biological process: extrinsic apoptotic signaling pathway in absence of ligand; intrinsic apoptotic signaling pathway in response to DNA damage; release of cytochrome c from mitochondria. Lineage: Eukaryota; Metazoa; Chordata; Actinopteri; Salmoniformes; Salmonidae. Gene Ontology annotation, cellular component: mitochondrial outer membrane. The record is from RefSeq and is a predicted model, not a curated record. Gene Ontology annotation, molecular function: BH domain binding.